This is a messenger RNA of Aspergillus alliaceus, 1866 nucleotides long. RefSeq names its product Zn(II)2Cys6 transcription factor domain-containing protein. Gene Ontology annotation, cellular component: nucleus. Lineage: Eukaryota; Fungi; Ascomycota; Eurotiomycetes; Eurotiales; Aspergillaceae. Gene Ontology annotation, molecular function: DNA-binding transcription factor activity, RNA polymerase II-specific; zinc ion binding; transcription cis-regulatory region binding. Gene Ontology annotation, biological process: positive regulation of transcription by RNA polymerase II. Bases 1 to 1866 code for a protein of 621 amino acids. The transcript is spliced from 6 exons. The record is from RefSeq and is a predicted model, not a curated record.
AUGCUUGCACUCUUACCCCGUUCUCUGCAGCAAGAUUUGCCGUCGUUUCGGGUGCGUCCGAGUCGGAGUAGAUCAAGGCAACGUCGGCACUGGCUUCAGCCAGGCCUCCAAACCGAUGCCCCGAGCGCCCCCCGUCAAGGCAACAAUUUUGCCUUUGAGGGAAGAUUGCGAAAGCACAUUGUCGUGCAUGUUUGGCGAUUGAUAGAGACGCAUGAUUGCCGUAAACGGAAGAUCAAGUGCGAUGAACAGCAGCCCGAGUGUGGUCAAUGCCGUCGAGGUGGCCGUACAUGUCAUAUCAUCGAUAGCCUGUUCAAGCCACAUUCUUAUUCUUUCAUAACUUCACCGCAGCAGCACAGUCAUUCCUCCCCCGGUCCCCAGGAAAGGGGAGAGUCGUCUGCAACGCCAUGUGAUGGCCUAGAUACACUUUCUUCUGUAAUUGAGAGGAGCGCAGCAGCUGUGAGCGACUACCUUCGAGACAAGGAGAGUGUUCCUCCGGUUCUCUCACCUCCACUGUUAAGCGACCCAUCAGUAGAAAAUCAUAAUCUUCCAGAAACCAGAACUCCUAUUGAGCCCCCUAGUCUUCCGGGUGACCUUCCUCAAGAGACUCACCAGGAUCAAUGCGAGGUUGCAUUCUUUCUGCGUUACUACUGUGAAUUUCCAGGCCAGUGGAUGGACUUGUGGAGCAGCCAACCGUCAUACUUUGCCCAACAUGUCGUAUCGUUGUCACGCAUCAGUUCUGUUGUGAGAUACGCUGCGUGUGCCCUUGCUGCUAAACAGUUGGGUCAGCUGAAAGAUUAUAAAUCCAGGAUUCAGCAUACAUUGGCUAGAAAUGUAAUGCUGGAUGUAUUUGCGGACUCCAAAUUAGAUUUCCUAUGGUACGGCGCCAACCAGUUUUCUCCCGACUGCAUCCGUCAGCCUGGGCUAACCCCAGAAGGCAGCGAUGAUAAUUUCCUAGGUGAAUAUGAUAGCACAACAGCGUUGCAAAUUUUAACGGCUUGCAUACUUUGCCAAUAUGAGGACCCCAGCCUCACGGUGACAGCAAGAGCAUGGUCGGGCCAUUUAGAUGGCAUCUUCAAGCUGCUUCGAUCAUAUCUAAACCAUAAUGGUUCUUCCCACCUGCUUCUCCAAAUCCCAGACCCUUUGAAAGGGAUAGAUGCGAUGCUCUGGUACUUUGCCUUCAAUGACAUGCUCGAUGCUUACGAUCUGUCAAUGUGGCAGAAAGUGGGUCUUCCACUGGAUAGCAAUGGACAAUUAGCGAUAGUGAACGCCCAGGGCACGUAUAUAGAGGGCGUCAUGCUCAAAGCUCUGACUCGACUGCUAUGUCUACUUCUCAACUCUCAGUUGAAUGAUAUCAUCCAAUGGAAUCAUAUCGAUAGAGAAUUAGACCAGUGGCAUGAUAUUCUCCCCGCCUCCUUCCUAUCUCCUAUCACUUGGCCCCCCAGCAAAUGCGAAGAUGAGACACGAGAUUCCACUUUUCCAAGCCUAUUCAGUUUCGAAGUAUGGUAUUCCAAAGAUAUCUGCGCCAUUUCCAUGGCAUUCUAUUAUAUGGCCCGCAUUCUCAUGCUGAUAAGCCAACCAAUAUUUUGGUCAGCUACCAAAAGUCUACAGCAGGACCUUCGCCAACACGCCUCCAAGAUCAUCCCUAUUGCGUUUGGGGAUCCUAAAAAUAGAGUGAGGAAGUACAUACUGCAGCCUCUCUACGUCACGGGGCGAUGCCUGGUGGACGCUAAGGAGAGAAAGCAUCUACUGCAUGUGAUUGCCGGUAUAGAUGAUGACUUGGGUGUCUUUACUGGGUAUCGCCAAAAGGAUCUCUCUGAGGAAUGGGGUAUCCCUUACGAUGCAGUGGAGAGCCGUGUGUGCUUAUGA